Dibothriocephalus latus is the source of this 186-nucleotide messenger RNA. The record is from the annotation of a GenBank genome assembly. NCBI's taxonomy places the organism in Eukaryota, Metazoa, Platyhelminthes, Cestoda, Diphyllobothriidea, Diphyllobothriidae.
AUGCGACCAAGGGCCUCUCUGACCUACCUGACAGGCAGCAGGUGCGACGAGGAACCAGCCAGUGGAGACGGCACUUGGAGGGUGGGUAUCGAACUCUGUGCAGAGACCAUCAGAUUACCAGCACCACCAGCGGAAUCCAAGUCCGGUGCUGGCGGCGGGACCGGCGGAUUUGAGACGCCACUCACG